AUGGAUGUGUCUGGUUUCGCGAUUGUAACGGGCGCUGCCAGCGGUAUUGGGAAAGCCAUCGCGUUGGGGUUCGUCAAGGAAGGCGCAAAAGGCGUGGCGCUGAUUGACAUUGACGGAGCCGCACUGGAGACGGUCAAGAAGGAGAUUGUCCAAGAUUUGGCUCCCCCGGACUGCAAGGUUCUGACCUAUGUGCUUGACACAACCGAUGAAAGUGGCGUGGAGCGUGUCGUUGAAGCUGCCUACGGCGAGUUCGGCAGGCUCGACUACUUGGUAAACUGUGCUGGAAUCAUCCGGUUUUGCUCUGGAGGAGCCGCCGAGAUGUCGACUGUGGACUUUGACCGGUCACACGAUGUGAACCUGCGAGGGGUCUUCUUCUUCCUCCGGGCUGCGACCAAGAUCAUGUUGGGCCAGCCUCUCCGAGAAUUAUCCCUCGACAAGCGAAGAAAGCACCGUGGAAGCAUCGUCAAUAUCUCCUCGGUGAGCGGCCUCACCGGUCAGCCUGGGGCCCUGGCCUACAAUAGCUCCAAGGCAGGGGUGCUGGGGCUGACUCGCGGCGCGUCCGAGGACUACGCUGCGCGAGGAAUUCGCGUUAAUGCUGUUUGCCCGGGUUAUGUCGAUACUCCAUUGACACGGGGCCUGCCUGGGAUCCGAGACGAAUUGGACAACCUGGCGACAAAUCUGACGGCAAUUGCUCGUGUGGGAUGGCCCGAAGAAAUCGCCGACGCAGUCCUUUUCUUGAGCGGUGGAAGAAGUUCUUUCAUCACCGGUGCGACGAUCGUGGUGGAUGGAGGCUAUAUCACGAGGUAG
Messenger RNA from Rhinocladiella mackenziei CBS 650.93, 807 nucleotides. RefSeq lists its product as uncharacterized. The coding region runs from base 1 to 807 and encodes 268 amino acids. Gene Ontology annotation, molecular function: oxidoreductase activity, acting on the CH-OH group of donors, NAD or NADP as acceptor. The record is from RefSeq and is a predicted model, not a curated record. The transcript is spliced from 2 exons. Lineage: Eukaryota; Fungi; Ascomycota; Eurotiomycetes; Chaetothyriales; Herpotrichiellaceae.